AUGAAGAAACAGGGCAUUUGCUCUGUUUUCCUUCUUAUAAUCUUCACCCUGAAUCCCUCUCCCACACUCUCCGCCGGCGACUACACUCCCAUCGACAACAUAGUCGUCGAUUGCGGUUCCACAACCUCCGGCAGCAACAGGGCCGACGACCGGAGCUGGGACGCCGACAACCCUUCGAAAUUCCUCCAGCCCGGUUCGGAGUCGGCUUCUUCCACACCAACAGAGCAUUCCACAAGGCUCGAAAAAGUGCCUUACCUCUCUGCCAGAUGGUCUCGUUCCAACUUCACCUACUCUUUCCCAGUCAACCCCGGCCAGAAAUUCAUCCGCCUCUACUUCUUCCCGGCUACAUACUCUCCCGAUUUCAACAAAUCUGCCGCCUCCUUCUCCGUCAUCGCCGGCCAAUUCGCCCUCCUCGACAACUUCAUCCCUGAUCUCCACCCUCUAGCGACAAAGGAGGACGGAUUCCAGUUAGAAUUCUGCCUAAACGUGAACCCUAAUCAGCAACGUCUCAACCUGACCUUUUCCCCAACCCCCGGCGCUUACGCUUUCGUCAACGGCAUCGAAGUCGUCUCCAUGCCCACAAAUCUCUACUACUCCGACGCCGGCGCUGGGCUCAACAUCAUCGGUAACGGUAAUCAGCAGGGCAGUAUCCGAAACGACACCGCGUUGCAGCUGAUGUACAGAAUCGACGUCGCCGGACAAGGUAUCUCUCCCGACGGCGGCACGGGGAUGUAUCGGAAAUGGAGCCCCGACGAUAAAUACCUCGACAUCGAUCCUCCUCCGAGCUCUAUUUACUACAAUGACUCGGUUCCUCUGAACUCGAUUUACAGCAACGACUCGAUUCAGCUGCAGUACAGAGACGAGAUCCAUAAGCUCGUUGCGCCGGCGACGGUUUACCGAACUGCCCGGGGAAUGUCGUACAUCAACGAAUUGAAUCUGCAAUACAAUCUCACAUGGGGUUUCCCUGUAGAUCCUUCGUUUACAUACUUUGUCCGGCUCCAUUUUUGUGAGAUCCAGCCACCGGUCAAUGGCCUGGAUAACAGGGCUUUCUGGAUCUACAUCGCAAAUCGAACCACCGGGACUUAUACGGAUGUGAUUCAAGAAGCCGGCGGGAAUGGAUUCCCCUUUUUCAAAGACUACUUGGUCAGAAUUGAAGCUGAGGAGGAGAAGAAGCAAUUCUUGUUCGUUGCUCUGCAUCCUUUCCAGGAAAACAGCGCCUUCUACAAUUCGAUUCUGAACGGAGCUGAGAUCUACAAAUUGAGCCUGUCGGGUAGUUUGGCCGGACCGAAUCCCACCCGCCCCGCCAGCCCAUCGUCACCGGUUCCGUCUUCCUCCUCAACUUCAAGCCCGACAAGAUUAAUCCUCAUUGUUGCCGGCGGCGUCGUGUUAGGUCUCGCCGUGGUCUCUCUCCUGCUUCUCUUCGUCCUCCGCCGGAAGCGGAAAUCCAAAUCCUCAUCGAAUUACAUCGACGGCGGAUCGGCUUCCAAAUCGAUGCUGCCGUAUUCAUCCUUCGCAUCAACCAACGAGACAUCCAAAGAUGGCUCCUCGAAUCUCCCCUCGGAGCUCUGCCGCCGAUUCUCUCUCUCGGAGAUCAAAUCCGCAACCGGCGACUUCGACGACAACUUCAUCAUCGGAGUGGGAGGCUUCGGCGACGUGUACAAGGGACUCAUCAAUUUCAACGGCGGCGGCGGCGCAACCACCGUGGCAAUCAAGAGGCUGAAACAGGGGUCGCAGCAGGGAGCAAACGAGUUCCGAACAGAGAUCGAGAUGCUCUCCCAGCUCCGCCACCGCCACCUCGUCUCCCUGAUCGGAUACUGCUACGACGACGAGGAGAUGAUCCUCGUCUACGACUACAUGGCUCACGGCACCCUCCGCGACCACCUCUACAACAAAUCUCAACGGAGCUCCCCUGCCAUUCCCUGGAAACAACGAUUGGAGAUCUGCAUCGGGGCGGCACAUGGUCUAGACUACCUACACUCGGGAGCCAGUAACAUAAUCAUCCACCGCGAUGUGAAGACGACCAACAUCCUCCUCGACGAGAAUUGGGUGGCGAAGGUGUCGGACUUCGGGCUCUCGAAAAUCGGGCCCACAGCCGGCGCGCAGAACGCGCACGUGAGCACGGUGGUGAAAGGGAGCUUCGGGUACCUGGACCCUGAAUACUACCGGCUCCAACGGCUGACGGAGAAAUCGGACGUCUACUCCUUUGGGAUCGUCUUGUGGGAAGUCCUGACUGCUCGGCCGCCGGUGAAUCGGGCAGGGGGGAACGACAAGAGGAAGCUGGUGAGCUUGGCUGAACUGGCGAGGCAGAGUUGCAAGAAGGGCAGAGUGGCGGAAAUUGUCGACCGGGAUCUCGACGGCGAGAUUGCGCCGGAGUGUCUGAAGAAGUUCGCGGAGGUGGCGAUGAGCUGCUUGGUGGAGAACGGAGUGGACAGGCCGUCGAUGGGGGAUGUGGUUUGGGGGCUGGAUUUCGCGAAGGAGUUGCAAUGCGGCAGCGAGGAGCGGGUGAAGUUGUUGGCCGGCGGCGGUGAUGAUGGGGGCGGCGACGAUGGGAUUGCAGAGAUGCGUGGCGACUCUUGCUCGAUGGAGGGGAGGAAGAGCAGUGGUGGCUCGGGUAUGUUUACAACGAACAGUGAGAUUGAUUUGGGGCCGGGGAUGAACGGAAUGAUGGUUAUUAAUAUUCCGAGUGGCACUAUGACGAACGUUGAAGAGAGUUCCGCCAGUCAAGAAUACCCCGAAGAUGCUUUGUUGGGGUCGAAUGUUGUUUUCUCGGAAAUUUUGGAUCCGAAGGCUCGUUGA
Messenger RNA from Linum tenue, 2796 nucleotides. The record is from the annotation of a GenBank genome assembly. NCBI's taxonomy places the organism in Eukaryota, Viridiplantae, Streptophyta, Magnoliopsida, Malpighiales, Linaceae.